AUGGUACGGAAAAAGACAAUUUCCGUAUAUUACAUUACGCAGUCCUGCUUAAAAGGACUUGGUGAAUUAUUUGCGGCAAAUAAGUAUUCCUUACUUUCAUCAUCUGGUUUAAGAAUUUCUUUGACGUUUCUUGAGGUCUUCUUGUGGAUAAUAAAGAAUUUUUCCUAUUUGACGAGUUUUUGGAUUAUGUCUUUAUUGGCUUCUUCAAGAUGGACGGUGUGUUCAAAAGGGAGGCGAAACUACAGCAAGUGUCAUUCAAUUUACAGUAAACAUUUUCUCUCCCUUUUCUCAACUUUUGAAAAUGCUUGGACAACUCUAUUUGUUUUAUUGACUUUAUUCGAUUCAGGGAACUCUUCGUCAGUUAUUUCAACUGGGACGAUAAUUAACACUCCAUUGAUUUCCCAGUCAGGUUCUUUGAUACCUUCUUCAUUAUCAACUGACACAAAUUCGCACAUUAUCGGUAAUUUCAGCGUAAUAACACAAAACAUUUUCCCUCAGGAGUCGAACAACACAAUAGGUUUACGUUCCGUUGCCUCUGUAGGAAGCACAGAGUUUUCUACAACUGAAGAACGCCCAACGAUGACAUCAUCCGAAAGCGUUUGGGAAUCCACGACAAUGGAAACCAUCUCUUUAAAAACUUUUAAUAGUUCACCCUCGAAAACACUGAUUAGUCAUGAUCAGACAAUUAAUGUGCCAUCUCAUUCAAGUCCAACGCGUCUAUUAGCUACAGAAGUUGAAACGCGUUCAAAGGAUUCAAUAUCAAUGGCACCAAUUACAUCUAAGAUACCUACAACAGAGAGAUCUCCGUUGUCAGAAACAUCAGACGUUUCGGUCUCCAAGAUUGGUUCAACAUUUAUGACAAGUCACACGAAAGCAAGCAGUGUUACAACAUCGACCAGCAAUCCUCCACCUGGCCUAUUGCCCAUUACUGGAUUAAGAAACUCUGUUGCUAGUCUCUGGACGGCAUCAACAAAAACACUUUUAUCCACCGAUUAUCAGAGCAAUAGCACGACAGUAAGUUCUUCGGUAAGAUCAACAGUAUCGAGGUUAAAGGAAUUGUCUCCUUCGUUAAAAUAUUCGUCACCAUAUUCACCUACACACUUGGUAUCAGCAUCAACAUCAGGUGUAUCACCGAUUUUGGAGUCCUUACUACCCUCCUUUCAAACUCCAGUUACCAGCAUCCCAACAGAAGUCCCGGUUGUGUCUAGUUCAGAAUCGUUAGUUUCAUCAUCGUUGUAUUCAAUUUUAAUAUCAAAAUCAACGCACGAAUUAACGUUAACACCAUCUGUAGAACUACUUACAUUGCCAUCACAAUCAACAUUUUUACCUCCUUCAUCACUUCCGCCGCAAUCACCAUCGUCGUCUGCACCGACGUUAUCACAAUCUUCAUCACUGCCAACAACAACCUCACCAUCUUCGUCUUCAGUGAGGUCCAACAUAUCACCAUCGUCAUCAACAAGUCGGACGCAUUUCAACGCAUCAUCUCUGUCACCGUGGGCAGCAACGCAACAGGCAGUGUCAUCAGUGUCAUUCUUGACGCUUCCAAUGUCAACAACAACGUCUACGCAGGAAUCCUCCUCAACACCAUCAGUGGAUUUACUUACAUCUCAAUCAACCUUGUCGCCUUCCUCACUUCCACCCCAGUCACCAUCGCUCACACCAUCAUCGUCAAGACCGAAAUUAUCACAAUCCCCAUCACUGCCAACAACGAUAUCAACAUUAACUUCAACACCACUAUCUUAUUCACUUAUACCAACAUCACCACUAAAAACAUCACGAUCAUCCUCAGCUUCUUUGUCAUCUCCAUCACUAUCUUUAUUACUAUCGCCUCUGCCAUCGUCAACAGUAUUGCCACCAGUAUCAUCACCAUCGUUGUUACACUUACCGUUAUCAUCAUCAUCACCAUUGUCAUCAUCGUUGGUAGUUUCAUUGUCGAGGAUGUCAUCGCCAGCAGUGUCACCAACAACAUUGCCAUCUAUAUCAUCUCCAUCGUCAUUACACUCACAAUCAGUGCCACAAUCAGCGUCAUCGUCAUCACCAUCAUCAUCAUCAUCAAUGUUGAUAUUUUUGUCAUCAUCGCCAUCUUCAGAGUUAUCUUUACUGUUAGCUUCAUUAUCAUCAUCAUCAGCAGCAGCUCUAACAUCAGCGUCUUCGACUUCAUCAAUAAAAAGAACAUCGUUACCAUGGCCAUUACAUUCAGCAUCAAAUCCAUCAUCAUCGCUGACACCAUCUCCAGGGCCAUUAUCGCCACCAAACGUAGCACCGUCAACAACGCUAGAGUCAUCUUCUUCAUCACUACAACCAUCAUUGCCACUGCAAUCACAACCAUUACCAUCAUCAUCACUUUUCUCAUUGCCAGCACCGUCCAUUCCUUUCCUGACUCUAUCAUCCCCUCUGAAAACGGCCCAACCUUCUUUUCCAUCGGUAUCGUUGCCUGAAACUACCAUGACGUCCAUAAAUUUGUCACUAACGCAAAUUUCAUCAUCGUUUAUUUCGUGGAGCAACUAUUUGCUGCAAAAAUCAUCUUUGGUUAAUAAUUCAACAACUUAUAAUGUAACGUCCCAGAAAACAAGCAACGUUAUUGCCGCUGUCGCUUCUAGCGGAAUCUUUGGAGAAACUCCAACGAGUUUUAUGUCGUCGUCGAUAGCACUUGUCACAUCAACGACAAGUCCACCUGACGAACCACGGAUACUCAAUCUAAGAUUUUCGCUAAUUAACGAAACCUUUCACGGGGAUUUGAAUAACGCAAGUUCCGCGAAGUUUGUGACCUUGUCCGCGAGAGUGAACUUUACGGUACUAUUUUUUAUUGUAACUGUUUACUUUGCUUUAGCUUGCAUGCGUGACAGGUGUUUAAAGAACCUUGGAAAUGGGAAUUUGGAAGUGCGGAUUCCCCCUUUCCCAUCUUCUUUUAACGUCUUCCACGCAGGCUAACUUUGCCAUGAUAGGUGCUUUCAAAAAAAAAAAAAAUCCUCUACCUUCUCUGCUUUCUUUAGAUUUGCAGUCAAACAGUGUAAAGACUAAAUUUAGAAAAAAACAUUGUUUAUCAUAAAUGACUAACCAUUUUUAUCAAAGUUCGGUACAGAAUAAUAGCUCACAUCUCCAAAUUACAUAAGAAAAUUACUGAUAAGCCACAUGGAAAUUAAUAAAGGUUUUCCGAUAAAUAUCAAGGUUAUUCACUCUUCGUUAAUUAUAUAUUUAUUUUUCGUUUAUUCAUUGAUUUUUGAAGCCUUGAUCUAUCUAUUUGUAUAUAAUAUUAACGGAGUUUUUUUUCCCUAUCUCCAUAGCUAUGGGAAUUGUUAAACCCAUUCAAGAUAGGCCUGGUGGAUGUAAGAAUACUGCAGUUUAGGUUUGUAUACAGCUACAAGUUUUGAGAACAAGAAUAUUUUUUCCAUAGGGCCAUCAACCAAAAUUCAAGAUAGAUACCCAAUUAUUGCGCAAAACUGAAACAAAGAAAGGUAACCGUGAAACAACAUUGCCAAGGCGUCUCAUAACAGAACUGUUUUAGAUUUAGAAUUGCUAACUUCGUUUAAUUGUUGAUUAGAAACAGGAAAUCGAGGGUCAUUACACGUUUCUGGGAAACUGCCCUCCUACCCCUCCCCUGAACCGGCAUUUUGCCCUAAGUGAAAAGUAAGUGUUAAGGUUGGCUUAGGGGAGGGGUAGGUGGGCAGUUUCCCAGAAACGUCCGCGAUGUAUAAUGAUCCAUCGAAAUGGCCCCACGUAGGGUAAUACGAAUUCCAGAAUCUGGGAAUUUUUUGCUUGAGAAUUUGGAACCAGGAAUUCUUGGCUUUGGAAUCCGGAAUUCAGCUCAAGGAAUCCGGAAUCCCACUACCGAUCUGAGACCGGGGUCCAAGUUUCGCUAAAAGGAAAUCCGGAAUCCAAUAUAACUGAAAUCCAGAAUCCAAGACUGUCUUGGAUUACCUUAAAUGGGAGAAAAAAAAGUAACAAGGGCCUUUGUUUUCUUUUUCAAGCAAUGGAAGCGUUAAAGUGGAUUCUGAGUUGGUGAUUAGCAGCGCCUCCAACGUUACUGCGCAAGAUGUCAAUCAAAGUCUGUGGACAGGCAAUGGCUCUAACAGUGAAGGAUUCAUUUUUGGCCACAUAAUGGUCAAGGGUAAGAUGUGUUUAUUGAUUUUAUUGCAAUGUACUGCUGUGAUUACCACGUUAUUUCGUGUUCCAGCUUCAUCAGUAAUAUAGAAAUUUGGUGCUAGUACUAUCCCUAGCAGUAAUGACAACUUUGUCUGCUANACAGUGAAGGAUUCAUUUUUGGCCACAUAAUGGUCAAGGGUAAGAUGUGUUUAUUGAUUUUAUUGCAAUGUACUGCUGUGAUUACCACGUUAUUUCGUGUUCCAGCUUCAUCAGUAAUAUAGAAAUUUGGUGCUAGUACUAUCCCUAGCAGUAAUGACAACUUUGUCUGCUAAUGUCAAUGGUUCUCCCUAGCUGGCAUGAAAGAGACCAGUUUGUUUCCACCUGGACAAAUUUCAUUAUCAGAGUCUUUCUACAUAUCGUGUACUCCACUGCUUAUAUUGUCCUUACAAAUGAUUCUAUUUGUGAAUCGUUCUAAUGAAGCUAAUCACUCAACAGUUAAACAUAACAGAUAGCCCCGUUUGGAUGUUUAGUUUAUUCUUUCUUGCCUAUCUAAGACCAGUACGCAAUGCCGAAGUUUUGCGUAAGUAGGAACUGUAGAGGGCACAGACUUGUCCCCCUGCCUCCAGUCUCCCCAGCCGUACAAACUGGUCUGUAAAAUUUGGCGACCUCUCGGAGCUGCAUCUUUGUCAGUUUUCAACAAAUCAACUCAAACUUGGUAACUUAGCUAAAUUCAAGUCGCUCUUUUCAGUGGUGUCGACGGAUUUCUCCCUACCUGGUUCAUUUCAAAAAUUGAAAAAGACUGCUAUUGCAGUCUGAAGUUGUUUUUUGUUCAUGCAAUACGACAACGUUCUUGCAUUUUAGAGACGUGUACCUCCGGAUACUGCAGAAAUUCAGGUAGUUGUCAGGAGGGAACCCUCGGGGCGAAAUGCAGGUUAGUAACUAAUAUCCACUAUUACAUUCUAUUUAGAGUCGCCUGCGCUACUUAAACGCAGAUCUCAAAAGGAGACUGUGCUUGGGAGCGCAACCACAGAUGCAGUAUUAGGAAGACGACAGUACAGGCUAUUUUCGUCAAACGUCAGUUCCUAAUUUGAAUAGACUUUGAAACUAUCUCAGCUUCUUACAAUAACCCGUCCCGUCUAAGGCCAUAAGGGUGGUGUCUCUGCGACAAAGAUCAGGCCAUUGGGUACUGAAGAAAGAGAGAGGGUAGAUGAAUGCUUAUCAUGUAAUAAACAAGCCUUACCCCUAAAAUCUUCUUAAGAAUGUUUUUAUUCCAACUUUUAGUUGUUCCGCUGGAUUUGUCGGAAGAAGGUGCGCUCAAGUAGCAGGUUAGUGGUUUAUUAAGACAAGUAUCAAACCGAAUCUUAGCUGAUAAUGUGAAAUCGCAACGUUGAAAAUAGUCUUAGUGUGUUUUCAACUGCACUUAAAAAUCACCUUUAACAAACUAACAAUUUCAGGUCACCGCGGAAGGGUUCUUACCUACCAUUCAUAUGCUAUAUAUCUACUAAACUAAGAAUGAACUGGCUAAGCCAGGUUCUUAAUAGGGUUGUUAUUCUAACUGAAAAAGGUGCAUACCGCAGUGGCUUCGGUUCUUUGCUGAUUAAUAAGAAGUAGUUCCUUCUACACAGUCUGUUGCCAUGCAGCCUGGUCUCUUUUCCACCCAAAGUCCCGGUUCCCAAACUUGGACGAGUCGGCCUAAGGGCCAAGUGAUUCCAAGAGCAAGACGGACAUUAGCCUUCGAAAAUGUGGAUUUAACUAUUUUCUGUUUUCUCAAAUAUGUUUUUAAGAAGAAUUUUUGGAUAUUUUAUAAUGCUUUGUGUUAUUUUCUGAUUUUAUAAAUAGGAACCUAUUUAAGGCUUGACAGAUUCCUUGGUUUCUAAACGCCAAAACGUUAGCCUACUCUUGGUUCUUAUAAGUAUCUUUGAAUAUUUCUGUCUCACAGCAUUUCCUGUGGAUGGGAAAUACUCUGACUGGUCAGAAUUCACUGACUGUACCAAGACAUGUGGUGGAGGUCAAAAAAGUCGCCGGCGCAGCUGUACCAAUCCCUCUCCACAAAACGGCGGAAAGGAUUGCACUAGCUUGGGACCGGAUACGGAGUAUGCUGACUGUAAUGUGGAUGUUAGCUGUCCAGGUAAGAAGAGAACUGAAAUGUCCCAGAUCAGUGCUGUUCAUGAAAAUACUACGUUUCUGUUGAAACGAUGCCGACUACAUUUCAGUUCCAAUUUCCUGUUCCCCUUAAUCAGCUCGUUGACCAGUUAAGCUGUCAGAAAUCAUUUGGAACAUUAUUUAAACUUGGGGUGAAAAUUUAUAACUACCAACAGCUGCCUAGAAACCAACACAAUUGUUGAUUAAUACAUUAAACAAAUGCAAAAUGAAAAAAGGAGUGAGAGCUAUGUCGUUGCCUUGGGCUCCCAUCACUUUUACAUAAGGGCUUUUGCAGGUUAGAAAAUCAUAUGUGUCUUUUUGCAUCUCAGAGAUUUUGUUGUCAGGGGACUGAAAAUGGGUUUCCCGUGCAAAACCCAACUUCAAGGUAUCACCGGUAGUACAUAAUGGGGCAUGGCUUUUCUUUUUUUUUCUUUUCUCUUUCUUUUUCAAGAUUCCACUAACAGCAAAGACCUAGUGUAAAAGCGAAGCAAACAAAAUUAAACCAAUUAAACAAACAAACAAUUAAUAAAUGCCGCAAUCUUUAGUUUAGGUUCUGAUUAUUUUAUCUUUCUUUCAGUUUCAUCUGAGAUAUGGAUCGCUGUUGGGAUUUCCUGUGGUGCGUUCCUCAUCAUUCUUAUCUUGCUUGUUUUGCUCUGCUUGCGAAGAAGAAGAAAGAAAGCUGAAGAAAACAAAAGGUAAAUUCGAAGAUCGUCCCGUAGCCAGAUUAGUACAAAUGUGGCUGCGGUAAAAUAUGAAUGUUAAUAGCAAUGAGUUGCAUUUGAAAAUCUGUAAGGUUCGUGGCAACAAGGUGUAGUAUGCUGAAGUGACCGCUCUUUCGAUGUCCAUGUCACAACAACUAGAACAAUUUUUAGAGGCGAUGUCCUGGGAUGCCUCGGAUAUCUACCGCAGUUUAAAAACCUAAUGCUAACAUCAUGCGGCAACAAAGAGAAAAAAAAAGAUAGCCCUAGUUUAAAGGAAUGAAAAUCUAGUGGCCAGCUGUUGUAAAAUGUUAGCGGAAGAAAGAAAGUCUUUACAUACGAAAAGGGUUCUACUCUCACAGGAUUGGUUUGGGACGCCAACUUGGCCGCCGUUUGAUUGUUUUGGAACACCGAUAUGGCGGACGUGAAGUCAUCUGAAAACGCUCUAGUGUUUGUUUAUUUGUUGUUUUUUUUUUACAGCUCCAGUCAGACACGUUUUUUGAGAUCUUCUAAAAUUUUGUACGAUUUAUCAUAUUUCUGAACUUUAAGGUCUAUGGAUUUAUACAACAGCAACGGACACAGAAACACCCCGAUACCGUUGGAAGUAAUAUACGAGGACAAGACAAUACCCAAGCCCUCCAAUAAAGGACAUUUAAACCCAGAAUUUAUUGGUGAAGAUGAUGACGACAACGACAUAUACAAGGCGCAGCUGUUGUUGUUUUUAAAGCAAUCCCAUUUAAUACGGCCCAAUGUAUACCCAGACGAGCAAGACAACAAUUCUGAUACGUCCGAUUAUUCACGGAAGAAUUCUAGAAGAGUUUCUGCGUUAUCUGCUGCCAGCGACAAAAAUCAAGGGGACAACGAUAAACCGGUUGUUGAACUUGAGACCGCUGUAAGUUAACUUUUUACUUCACACAAUAUUCAAAUUACCGUAUUUUCCAGCCUCGGCCCUAGGCGUUCUCGACUCGGUCAAACCUGGACCCUAUCGUGAACUGUGACGUCAUGGAGAGAGACUCACCUCCCCUUUCCCAGACUUUCGCGGACAAUGGGGCAAGAGGGAACGCCUAGGGACUAGGCUGUGUAGUUUCCUGAACCAAUUUCCGGGUGCUAACUCACCCUUUCACUCCCAAACCAAACCUUUUGUCAAUGGUUUUACAUCUGACCAUGCACAGUGUCUCCCAGCGGACCAAAAAAAAGACGGGCUGUGGUGACGAAAAUGUUACCACUCAUCCACGCAACCACGCCUUUCCUGAUAAAAUUUUGGACGUUCCUAUAAAUGGCACUGGGACUGGGACGUGGGGACGAGGACGCUGGAACGCGUGCACAGGAACUUGGGAUUCGGGAGCGCGAGAUAAGGGAUUCCGGGACGUGAAGUUAUUGGGGUGCGGUGACGCGAAAUACGGGAAAUGGAAAAGUCAUGUGAAGUAUGGGACACGACCGCAAGCGAAAUACAGGACGUGAGGACGCAAUUGUACAAGCCUGCUCUGGCUAGAGCCCGCUUUUAAUGUUCACAGAGUUAACUCCUUUCGCUACAUGAAAACUUUUAUGUCACCACUAUAUAUGGUUUUUACCAAGCCGAUUUCGUCUUUUAAACAUACCUGUCUCAAACCGACUGUCUCUCAAACCAAAUACAGCUGCAGUCCGGCUAGCUGGUCACAUUCAAUCGUAAAUUAGUGCGGACCGAUGAUUGAUUCAAAUGUUCUCUUGCUUAACAGGGCCAAACACAACACGAUAAAAAAGAACUUCCAAGCACCGAGCUAUGGUGAGUAAGAAAAACUCCUAAUGAAAAUAAGUUUCUCUAGCUUUGCUAUAGCACUUUCUUAGUACAAAAAUGCCGAGAGGGUCUGGAGACGAGAAUGACAAUGGCUGGCACAUUUAGUGCGCAUCGUCAAUUGUUUGCAUCAGCUGUUGUAGCAUCAUAGGUAGUAGAGUAGAUUGUAGCUUAAUGGUAGAGCAUCUGGACUAGUAAGCCGGGCCGGAGGACAUAGAGUGAUUUUACUUCACCCAUGAAAAAGGUUAGUAGAGUGCGUAUACACACUAUUAUGCACUUAUUCCACUGUCUUCCUUAGUUUACUAGUAGCUAUUUUGCACUGGUUGUUAGUAUCUGUUUCACGGAUAAAGUAAAUUAAAAUCAGUCUAGGUUCGACUUCCAAUUGGAGUAGUCGGAUUUUUUCUUCGGAAGCCACUUGUGUCACUGACUGAAAAAUUAUCCUUCUCUUGAGGACACUGGUUAAGAAAGACAGCAAACAUCAAAGAUAAGAAACAACGGUAAUUCUGUUUAUGUUGGGAGUUCCCCGACGGUUCACAAAUUUUGACAAGAUAAAUUAAUGCGAUGGAAUGCUCAAAUUUAACAUACACCGGGGUGACUAGCUUUAAAGGCUUUUUAAAAUUUAUUGGGUAUCAAACUUAGUAAAUAUUGCAAUCUUACAAAUUGUUAGUAGCCAUUUCAUUAUCGUGCCAUAAAUAUUCCUGUUUUCCUGUUAUGGGGAACAGUAUUGGACAACUCUUGGAAAUAAAUGUUGAGACAUACGUUUUGUUAUUUAUAAUAUUGAUUUAAUUAUCUUUUUUUUUAAUCUUCUUUUUCCAGA
Molecule: messenger RNA, 9511 nt
Organism: Porites evermanni
Lineage: Eukaryota; Metazoa; Cnidaria; Anthozoa; Scleractinia; Poritidae
Source: the annotation of a GenBank genome assembly